Amphimedon queenslandica is the source of this 1662-nucleotide messenger RNA. RefSeq names its product proton-associated sugar transporter A-like. NCBI's taxonomy places the organism in Eukaryota, Metazoa, Porifera, Demospongiae, Haplosclerida, Niphatidae. Bases 18 to 1613 code for a protein of 531 amino acids. The record is from RefSeq and is a predicted model, not a curated record. Gene Ontology annotation, cellular component: membrane. The transcript is spliced from 2 exons. Gene Ontology annotation, molecular function: sucrose:proton symporter activity. Gene Ontology annotation, biological process: transmembrane transport.
GUGGUUAAUUGCAAAAAAUGACUGAAGCUGAUGAUGAAAUUGAACUUGUGUCUCUCUCUUCUCAGAAUCUACCCGUCAAAGAAGAUAAAGAAGAGAAGACAGAUGAAGAAGAAAACGUUGAUGCUCCAUUGCUUCCAUUGACAGUACAAUCCUCUCCACCUAACCCUCUACCUGAAUCUGAUAAUGAAAAUGAAGACUCUACACUUGAGUCCCCUCCUCCUCCUCCUGGGGGCAAGGUUCCUUUAUGGCGUAUAAUACUACUCAGUGCAUCAGGAGGUGCUAUCGAUUUGGUAUUUGCUAUUGAGGAUACAUAUGCAGUACCACUGAUAGUAGCUACAGGGUUGGAUAUACGCUAUGCGACCAUAAUGCUAGCACUGAGCCCUCUCAUAGGCACAUUAUUUCAAGCUUAUCUCGGUAGUUUGUCCGACGGGUGUAAGUGCUCGUGGGGUAAACGAAGACCGUUUAUUCUGUUCCUCUCUCUCUUGGCUUGUCUGGGAUUGGUCAUUGCUCCUCUCUUCCCAUCUCUCUUCUCAUCUUACACUGCCAUAGGUACACUAGGAGCAGUGACUGGCGUUGCUUUUUUUGAUUUUGGAAUGGGUCAACUCCAAUUGCCGUCACGAGCAUACCUCUUAGAUACCCUGGGUCCCACGUCACAGGUCCAAACUGGUAAUUUUAUAUACAUCAUCAUAAUUGGUAUCGGCACAUGUACUGGGUAUAUAUUGAGUGGGAUUGAUUGGAACUCAUUAUUCAAUAAAGACAAUGCUAAAGACACUAGUACUGUUAUCGUUCAGGCUCAGUUUAUAUUUGGCAUUGCUGCAGUUAUGGUCCUGAUCUGCCUCAUUGCUACAUUGUGUAGUGUCAAGGAAAAGAACCCCGACAGUUCUUCGUGUAUCAAGGCCUGCCCUUGUACGCAAAGUCCUAAAAACAUUGUUCAAGAUUUUUUAAAAGCAACUUUUGAAUCUUUUAAGUUUGUGUGGCACAUGUCAAAGCACAUGUGGCUCCUGUUAGCGGUGAUGCUUUUCGGUUUUCUCUCUCUCUACACAUUUCUCUUCUUUUUCACUUCUUUUGUGGGUGGAGCUGUGUUCGGCGGAGUCCCAAGUGCUCCAAAGGACUCCGAAGCUUAUCAGCUUUAUGCUGAAGGUGUCAGAAAAGGUUCUUGGGCACUAGCAGCUGGUGCAGGUUUCCUAGCAUUAUCAUCAUUAUUUAUGGACCGUAUUGCAAAAGUUAUUGGACUGAGAGUGAUGUUUCUAACAGUGCAAUAUGCAGUUGUCAUUGUGUAUUUUGUGUUAACGUUCUUCCCUCUGCUUGCACUCAGUUACAUUGGAGCUUGCAUUGCUCUCCUUUGUCAAGGCUUGUAUUUGUCCAUUCCUUUCACACUGAUAUCUCUUUACGAAGCUAAUGGUCUCAUGUUUCGGAAGUCUUAUUCAUCUGGAAAUAUAGGAGGCCGAGCUUGCUUCAUAUUGAAUACCGGAUUAUUUUUAGGGGAAGCAUUAGCAGGAUUCACUACUGGCCCACUCAUUAACCUAUUUCAAUCAUCAAGUGCUAUAGUAAUGUCUGCAUGUGUUUCUGCUGGACUGGGUGCAGUUUUAAGUGCCUUCUUGUAUUUUCCUUAAAAUAAUUUAUGAUUAUUAUUAAUUUUUACAACGUAUAUAUAAUGCCAGG